GAGGAUUAAACAGCAUCUAAGCAUACAGUCAUAACCUGAGAGAUUUAACCCAGAAGGCGUGUUUUUAUCCCUCAUCACAAACAUCACUGAAGCUUCUCAAUAGGAGUGGUGUCUUCUUUUUAAAGCUUAAGAGACUCUCAGGUUCAAGACCCCCCAUCAUCAACCCCACCCUCAUGAUGCCCACCUGCCCCCAGGCAAAACUCAGGGCAAGCUACCCCAGCUGUUCAAAAACCCAACAACAUAUGUAGAUCCACCAUUCUUCAAUGAAUCAUCUUGCUGCUAUAAAAGGAGGAAGACCAACCCUUCUCACAAGGUGUGUCUGCAUGCUUACUCAUCUGGAUGCCAUCUUUGUUUUAUCAAGGAGCCUGAUACAACACCAUGUGCUGUGAGCUACAGCAGCAGAAGAUAACCUCGAUGUUAAAAAUGGCUAAUUAGCUGACUUUCAUUUCUUAGGGCUUGGGGGGAAGGUUGAUGUUGAUUCAAAGUUUUCAGUUUAGCUGGGUGUUAAUAGACAAUAAAAGGAAAAAACAUAUUCCAACAACAAAAACACUAAAUAUCCACCUGCCACUUGAUGGUAAUAGUUAUGUAUAGGGCCAUUCCGAUUUAUCGGGGAGCCUAUUAAAUCGGCCAAUUUUCGCUUGUUAGAGACUAAGCGGUAAUCGGCCAAAACUUGCAGAUUGUCGUCGAUAUUUUCAGAAAUUAAAUGCGGAGAAGAUUCGGUUUCACUUCGAAAAUGUUCCACCAUUUGAAAAGAUCCCCCGACUUAUCCUGUAGAUGGCGCAGCGACCUCAUGACAAUCUUCAUCCACUAACUACCUCACAGCACAGCAGAGUGACGGAUCUGAAGCAGGCAGCGGCGGGAACACACGGAGGAGAGUGGUCCGCCCCAAUGGUAAAUAAACCAGUUUGUGAAAUACAAAAUAAGUCAACAAGUUUCAGUUCCACCCACUUCACGAUGUUCCCCGCUGUGCUGGUCUCGGUCAUGCCGAGUUAACGGUGAAGCACCAUGCAAGCUAAAGUUAAAGUUAGCCAUCUGCUAUUAGCCUUGCUACACUGUUAGCCGUGCCAGUAACGGUAAAAUAAACAACAGUACACAUUAUGUGAUCGAGCAACUUCUCCUACUGAGGCAGCUGCAUGUCUCCAGAAAUGAGUAACGCGAGUUAAGACGCAGAGGUACCGAUUGGCGGGAGAGGGGGCAGUUGAAAACAUUUUUCUGGUCUGAGAUUGAUUCAUGAUAUAUACGUGGAAUAUUAGUAAGAUGAUCAGUUGGUCUUCAUGUCGGCGUGAAGAGCAGUAGCCUACAGUGUAUUGAGUGUUCCUCAUUUUUAUGAUGUAUGUGAGUUAGCUUUAUUUUUAUUUAUUUAUAUAGGCUCUUUAUUUUAGAGGAUGACGAGUGUGUGAGUUUGACAAGACGAAGGAUGACAAAAUAAUCAGACUCACACCUGCUACAGUCUGAAUAAUAAGCUGAAAAGAAUUAGUUUCUCAUCUUAAUUACAGUUAAAAAAUAAAUAGCCAGGGGAUGUUUUAGAAAUAAAAAGGAUUUGAAAUAAGUUUUCUGUCUUUAAUUCUUUGAAGAAGUGUUUGAAAGACUCAAAAGCAGCCAAAAAAAUAAGUAAAUAAGUAGAUAUAUGACUUAAAUUAACAAAAUUUUAGAACUUCAUUAAAAUCGGCUGAUUAAUAGGUAAUCGGAUUUAUUCCCCUGCUAAUAUUCAGUAUCGGCAUCGGCCCCUAAAAAAUCCAUAUCGGUCGGGCCCUAGUUUUGUAGGUAGCUUAUACAGGUUGAGGGCGCGGUCAGCUGCUGUUGACCAAUCGUGCUCCCUAUCAAACUAACAGCAGCGCUGCCAUGGAGGAUUAAACAACAUCUAAGCAUAUAACCUGAGAGCUUUAACCCAGAAGGUGUGUUUUUAUUCCUGAUCACAAACAUCACAGAAGAAGAAAAAGCUUCUCAGUAGGAGUGGUGUCUUCUUUUAAAACUGAGAGACUCUCAGGUUUAAGACCGCCAUCUUCAACCCCACCCUCAUAAUGCCCACCUGCCUCCAGGCAUAAAAGCAAUACAGUAAAGGACAGGUAUGGAAACUACAGAACAUUAUCCAACAACAAAAACACUAAAUAUCCACCUGCCUUCAGUCUGCGCACAUAGAUAAGGAUUUUUUUUGGCAGAGCCUCACAUAAACUGCUUUUCAUAAUGGCCCCUAGAGUUUGAAAGAGAUGCUUGGACUUUUAGCGGUUUAAUUGUGCAUGCAGUCAAUGCUCUGUACGCCUGGUAUAAAUUUGACAGAAAUAAGUGCUUUAAGUUAAGAGACAGCUAAAAUUGAAAAAUGUUGGCCAACCUUUUUUUAUUUUUGUAAUGUAAGCUCAUACUCUCACUUAUUCAUGAAGCAAGUAAAGGCUGUUUACUUCAGAUAUCAAGCACAUUACAAUCACAAAAACGAUAGUACGCCAAGAAGUAAACAGCAAAUAUGACAUUCAAAAUACAAUAAAAGGGGAUUUUUUCUUUAGAACAAAAAUACACCAGACCCAUUUAAACAACUUAAGAUGAACCUGUGAGAGUUCAUGCGGAAAGAGACACACAGAAGCAUUUAGUCUUGAACCAACUUGAACCAUACCUCACAUGCUAGAAAACACUGAUUUACAUUCACUGCAAAUACACAGGCUGUGGUAGAGACGGCUGUUUGUAUGUGAGUCACUGUGAACUCAGUGUAAAAUAUUUGACUUAUCAGUGACAGCUGGCUCACCCCGUACAGACCUGUAAAAGCCCGUAAAGGUGAAACGGUGUGGGUCCAGGUCUUUCAUGCAGUAGAGAUAAAAUCAUAGCAAUCUGGAAUCUGAGGAUGACGUAUGAAUAAUGUAUGUUCUGAAAUGUUUUUGCCUGAGAAACAAUUCAGCCUGAGUGAGCAGAUGGGGUUGAAUACUUUUACAGCUACGUUUCAAAAUCUUCACUGCUAUAAAUCAACGCUAUGUGUAUAAUUUAACACCUUUGGGAAUUAAGGAAGUAAUGUGUAAGGAAGGGGCACUUUGUUUGAUUUUCUAUGCACUAUAUAAACAAAUAUAUCUAUAAUUUAUUGAGGCCAAAUGGAAAUAUUUUUUUAAAAACUUGGUAGUAAAAGAUAGUUUUUUUUCUCUUUUUCUCUGUAAAGUCCAGAAGUACAUGAUUAGUAAAAGUACUGCAUGCAAAACCAUAGUAGUUGAGAAAUUCAGUAAACCAAUGCCAUUAUCUGUGGAAAAAUCCUGCUAAACAAUUAUAUCAGUUCACAUUAACCUGCAAAAGACAGAGCAGAGACAGGGCAGUGAAAUUUGAACUACAGCCUCAUUAACAGGCUUGAUUAUCUCAAAACUUCUCUGGAGAGCAAAGUUCUUCACAUUUUCCAAGAGAAAUGCCCUUGGAUCAUUGCUGAUGUAAAGGCCAAUAGUCACAUCAGUACAGCAACCAGGUGGAAACUUUUGAUGUUUAAUAUUAUGCUUUAUACUUUUAAUACCAAGCAUUAACUAUGAGUUUGUGUAAGUUUUCCUGAACUCUAGGUCUGUGGUAAGAUAUUUUGCCCGUAACCUUUGGGAGAUAAUAACCAAUCAAGUCUGUGAGUGGAAAAUACUAACAACCACCAUAUCAGGUUUCAGCAUCUGACCGAAUCAAGUAAUAAUAAGGAGAUCAUAUUGAAGAUGUACCCUCCUCAUAAGCCAUCAGCUAACAUAAGGUAACAACUUAGCCUUUCUGGGGCCUCUGGUGAAGAUGGCUUGGUGAUAAAAGACAUAUGGCUACAGCCUUUUUUUCUGUGCAUUGCUCGAUUAGUUACUCGAGGAGCAAGAAUGGAGUAGAGAGACAAUGUUUAGGAGCAGAUUGUUAGCUGCCCUAUAAUGCAGAUGUCUGCUUUGUGGAAAUGUUUAAAUGGUUCAAAAAAGCUGGUAUCCUGCGUUAGUAUAGCUGUAACUCAGACGCACAUGCGCUAUUAUACAUGCGAAAUAUCUCCAUAAACCGGCUGAGGUUUUGUUGAUUAGAAAAGUAUUUUUUAUUCCAAACAAUGCACAAUGAUAUAUGAACAUUAAAUCUUCUUCCUCAGCCAUUUUGCCACAGAGACAGUCUCAGUUAUUUCUGGCCAUCUGUCUCCUUAUUUCAUGCCAUGCUAGCAGCAUCUGAGAAAGGAAAUGUCAGUCUGAGGGUCUGUGGGUUCACCAUUUUUGCCCAGACGGAAAUGUUCUGCAACAAACGGGGGUUUGUAUGAAAUUUUUAGGCACACAUCCAUGGUCCCUGGAGGACAAAGAAGACUAAAAAAUACAGUAUGUGCUGAAUUUGUCCUCUAAUGCUGCAACCAGGCUAACACUUGUGUUUUAUUAACAGCUUAGGAUGGCCACACAUUUUUCUACAGUCGAUCUCGUUUUGUAGGGGAUCGCUUCAAUUAGUUUAAUUCCCUGAAUUUUCCUAAUGAACCAUGAUGUCAACCUGCUGGUUUAACACUGCGGCUUUGGACUGGACUUUUUGGCUGUUGCAAUGUUGCUUUUUGUUUGGACAUAGUCAAACAUAUUUAGAUAAGAAGAUGGGGAUAUGAGAGGAGAAAGGGGUUGGCAGAUGCUAGGUUAUCAGAGUCAUUCAGUCUUUGCCCAAGGCUAGUUCGUUAGCAGUGUGUCUUCAGGCUGCAAGAACGGGUUGUAACGGUUAACAAUCAUCUUUGUUUUAUCGCUCUAUUAACUUUUAAUUAAACAAUGAGCCUUCAUUAUUGAAAAUAUCAAUCUAUCUAUUGUAACUGGUUGUAUUUCUGGGAUUAAUGUGAUGAGAGAACAGGUUGGCUGAAGGCUGAUCUAUAAUGCUGAUAUUGCAAUGUUUCUCAUUGUUGUUUUUAAAUUGCAAGAAUAAAAGUGUUGAGCCAACAUUUCAAUAAAUCAGAAAAGGAUCACAUUUGGCUCAGUAAAAUUUGGCCACAAGGGACUUGAGGAUUUCGAUCCUGCCAUCUUAAAUUAUUCAAAAAGUACAAAAUGUGAGUUAAAUAUUGUGGUUGAAAUGAAAAAAAUAAUGUGGCAUAUAAAUCCAUCAUCCAUUUAAAUGAAAUAUAGAUGAUUAUCUGAGCCAGCAACAUGUUGUAGAUGAAUGUUUAAUGGAUUAGUAAUGAGACUAAUACAGUGGGUUAUUAUAGAUUUCAGAGCAUUGCUGGUAUUUGUGUGAAGCAACUCCAAACCGUUUUAUUCUACACACUGUAUGAUAAUUGAAUUAACUCUAAACAUCAGCCAGUGACUGUUGAAAAUUUGCUGUCAUUGGGGAUUUUAAAAAAAAAUUGUUUUCAAAGGAUCUUUGUGAUUUCAGCCUUCUGAUGGCUGAUAUAAAGCCAAAUAUUACUGAUGUGACAUCAGUCAGUCUACUUAUCACUAUAGCUCACUUUUAAAAAAAUGUAUUUGAAGAAUAUUUGAAACGUUUCAUUUGCUUGUCCACAUCUCCAGCAGAGGCACAGCAAACUGAACAAAACGAACCAGUAUCUUGAAGAGCUGGUAGUCUGGGAACAGACUCACCUCUGCAGCCAGCCUCAAGUGGCCACUCUAGGAUCCACAGUUUUUGACAGUUGUUUGUAAGCAUGUAGCAGGGGUUCUUGUUUGUCUCCAAACAGAAGCUGCUGCAUUUUCCCAGCUGAUGUAAAAGAGACAAAAAGAAUCUGGAAAAAUUGGUUGAAGAAAAAGAAAACCGCAGCAUAUCAUCCACUGAACAGAGAGGAUGAGUGGCUGCAACCUGCCACCUUAAAAGACCUAUACGCCUUUAGGACACCCCCACCAGUUUUCUGUUACAUUGCACACUGUCUUAUUUAUACCUAAACUGAAAUUUUUGCACAAACAUCAUCCUCUCUUGCACCCAUACUUGCACAAAUGCACAGCUCACCAUGGCAGAUUUUGUAUAAAUCUGGAUUAGUGAUAUCUGCUGGGUCUCUUUUCAAUAAAAUUAUACUUUAUAAAAUACAAGCCUGAACAUCAUUAGUAUUUCUGCCUCUGAAACACCGCAGCAAACAGAUCAGUGUGUUUUACUGACUUUUCUAUGACAGCAAUUGAUUUUCUUCUUUCAGUCAAUGGCAGCCUUCACAAGGAAAUGGAGGCUCUCUCUGCCGUGCAGGAUACAUAUCCGCCACUGCAAUACAAUAUUGGCACGAUCUGUAUUAUGAGAAAGCCCUCAGGACUUAAGUAAAGCAUGCAUAUUAUUGAACCCGCUCUCCGGGGCUCAGCAGCAACCUACAACUUAUUGGUUUUGUAUGUGAACAACACCGGUCCAGCAGCUUACAACAUUUCUGUGGCUUGUGCAGUUCUGUUGCCACACUCUGUUGUGCAGUUUAAGCAGUUUCCUCAGCACAAUUAAGCAGUUAAUAUUCCAAACAAACCAGAUAACGUAGAGUCAGCAGAAGAGGGGCACAAGUAAACGAGGUCUCCCAGGACUGGACUGACUAAAAACUAAACUGUGUUUAUAUAAUCUGCUCUGCAAUACUGUGUAAUAUUGAUUAAAGGGCGAGCGUGUUGAAAUAUUGAUGAGAAAUCAGUAAUUCAUGUUGAUGCUGGAUUCGCGCUGAUCAAAUUUUGUGUGAAAAAAUGUACAGAAUCAGUCACCCUAUGAUUUAAAUAACUGAAUUAUUUAUUAGUGAGCUUUAUUUGAGUAAAGGACUUCUGACAUUAGCUUCUUUCAACACAUUAGUACAACUAUGUACUUUGAAAAAGUACAAAUUCAUCACAGACGAAUAAAGGGAAGAUCAUGAUUUUCUUUUCUUUAUUUUACUCUGGGCCAUGUUAGCUAGUAUCUUUAAAUAAAACAGCUGAUGGCGUACUUUAAUUUAGCUGCUUCAGUUUCUGUUUAAGGGUCUGGAUCCCUUACAGUUAGAUACGGGCUCUGAAUGUACCUAAAGUCAAAACAAAGACAGAUGAGGAUGCAUUUAUUCACUAUGGGGCUGCUCUGAGGAACAAGCUGACCACUGACCUGAAGUCUGCAGGAACUCUUAGGCUAUGUUCACACUGCAGGUCAAUUCUGAUUUUUAACCAUGUGUGACACAUAUCUGAUCUUUUCAUGUAAGUGUGUGCAAUUCUGAUUUUUUCAAAUCCGACCCAGGCCUCUUUUGUAUGUGGAUAUCGGAAAUGUAUCCGUUCAUUCGACCUAGACGUCAUCAAUAUGCGACAAACGUCACCAUUGUACGACAACACAAACAGGCCACUUCACGGAUGCAUUCCGUUCACAUUUUAUGCCGCAUUCAUUGUUGCAAUGUGAGCAACCACAGAAAAAGAUCGGAAUUAACAAAAAUCUGAAUUGUGCAUCAUUACCUGCAGUAUGAGCGUAGCCUUAGUGCUCUAAGAGUGGUCUUAAACACUGUUUGUGCAUGUGAAUGUGUGCAUGGCUCUUAUAGUGCUCUUGACAUAAUAGGACAGGGGCCAUAAAACCUUUACUUGAAUGCAUGUGAGUGAUAUGGUUUGGUGCAAUGUCGAACCGUUAAUGUGGUUUUUAUUCUUUGUAUAGAUCAUUUUAUUUGUAGUUAUUUUUUCCCCCAGUAAAGUACAAUAAGUGUGCAUUUGUAUGAAAUGUGUACCAUGAAUAAUAUGGAAUAUAACUACAUUGAAUAGCAUUGAAUGAAGUCAAACUGAGUCAGGAGUAUCAAUAUUUUCACAUUUUUAAAAUUUAAAAGAAAAGGUAAACUUUGGACCAACUUUACGAUCAACUUACAAUGGAUUAAAACAAAACUUUCUAGUCUGACAUUAAGUUUUUACCUCUGAGGCAUGUUACCCCACUUUGCUUUUCAUUUAAACAGACAAAACUCUGCCAAAUAUGAUAUAUGCUCACUUUCAUUCUUUCCUUGAGAAAUGCACCAGUGCAACAGGUGGGCGAUGGAGCUGUCAGUCAACCAGGAUUCUGAACAUGCCCACUCAGUCCUGAGAAAAGAAGCAAUUAGGGAGAAGUUAAAAAAAAAUGGGAUUUAAUUCAAAAAAGAAAUUCAUGUUUUGUCAUCAUACCUUAUGAAAACCUUUUUACUUUUACUUUUGCUUGUGAAAAAAAAGCCACAAACUGUGAAAUCAAAUUUGAUGAAAGUAGUGAAAAUGCCAGUUAUUUUUCCAGGGGUAAAGAAAUACUGGUCACACUUGCUUGCUUAGUCAAAAAAUAAUAAUCACUUAUACCAUACUUGAGCAUUUUGUAAAGCCGGUAGGCCUUCUCGAGUUGAGGAGGGAUAAGGGGGGUUGGCCUACCCCUGAAAUGGAAUGGUCAAAUUCAUCUCCCUUCUAAAACGGUCAUCCAAACUUUCCAUCCCUUGAGCGAUUUUUUUUGUCAGUGGAUGUGGAAAUCUUACUAAUAUUUUAACAUUAGAAAUAUUACCGCAAUUUUAACAUUUAGCGAAGCGGGUGUGACGGAGCGGCGUCACAUCCGCGUGGAGGCGCAGUAGGCCAACACGCCAGACAUUUCCCUCCCCGCCAGCGUCGCUAUUUAACCACUAAACCGCGCUACUUUACCUUCCCUCUUCUUUGUUUGAUAGAGUAACCAAAGUUGCACACUUUGAGCUCUAUCAGUUAACUUAAACAUACAUUCACACAGAUAUUCAUUCCUCCACUUACUUGCCGGGUGUCCAUUCACGCCAUCACGCCGGGUCAUGUUUCUAAAUAAGGAAACGGAGCGCGUGAUUUCCGGGUGUAAAGUAGGUGUGUAUGGAGGGUCAAAGUGGUCACAUGAUGCAAGAAAAAUUAUUUCCUUUAUUGCUUGCCAUAAAUCCUUAAAAUGUAAUACUCCAUUGAUUUUUGUUAAAACUGAGUUAAAAUGGCAAAAACUUACAGAAAAAGGUCUAAAGAUUAAAAAAUGGUUUAGAUGUGAAUAAAUAAGUUUUUUUUCUCCGAACUUAUGUAAUUGAUCACGCCCACUGGGAGGGGCUGGGGGGGCUAGGGGAGUUUAACAGAGGGCUCGAGACUGGAUUUUGUUGUAUGGAAGAUUACGGAACUACCAAACUGAUUUCUCUAGUGCUGCUGUGUUUCUGUUUUUUUCUCUUGAGUGAGAUUCUUGAGUUAUACUGGAAUUCUUGCCUUGUUGGCAUUUUCUUUUUUGCCUUGUGCAUUUUGUAAAUAGCAUUUGACAAUUUUUUUGCCCUUUUGUAAAUAUUUUUGCACUGCACCUUGGAAGACCGACUGUAAGUAAAUCCAAUAACCAUGACUGAGUUUUUUGCUAUGCCUGUGUGUUUCCACUAUAUCGUGAAUGUUUGAGCGUGAAUCUCGCGACAGGGGGCUUUGCACAUAUUUGGUAAAACACUUUGCGUGAGGUGGCACGUGUGAAAAUGAGGCUAUAGGCUGUAGUAAAUAGCCUAUAUAUAAUUUUGUAUUUCAGUGUUUUUUUUCUGUUUUUAACACCAUUAACACCAGAACUAUUUAAGUAUUAAGUAUUAAAAAGACAGAAGAAACCAUAAUGGAGCAUAAAACUUUGAGAUUUCUUCAUUUGUGCCCUCAGCCUAAAGGUUCAAGCUAAAAACCUAAUGGUUCCUACACCUCCCAUGGUGCCAUUCAAUAUCUUUCCAUUAGUAGUUUUCUGGGUUAGUCUCUAAGCUGCUUUUUCUUGGCCUUUUAAGCAGCUAAUUUUCUCUUGUGCUUAUUAGUCAUAUAUUUAAUCCACACUCUGCAUAGGUGCAGCUACUUACUCAGUGCUUUUUUUCUCUCCAGUCGGCUCACUGCAGAGCAAACCUGGUAGUUUACAGUGUGACAUUAUCAGAUUAACCAGCAGGUGACAGUGUUCCUCCUGUGUGGGCCUCAUGUGGACAGGUUCACACACUGAUGAAAUGAAGCUUUUGACCUAAGGGAAACACUGCAACUGAACACCGUCUCCACAAACCAACUGUUUCUUGGUUCACUGCCAGCAAGAAACAAAAUGCAAAUUAUAUAAUUAGUAUUCUGCAAACACAACAGCCUGUUAACUCUAUACAACAGAAAUAUUCAGUGGAUGCAAUUAAAUGCUUCCCCCCCAAUAUCAGAGAUAAAAAUUACCAUACAAUAAUACUUAUCUUGUCUGUCACUAUUAGAAAUCACCGCACGGAUACUCGAGAUACAUGAUUUUAUGGUGAAUUAAUCUAAUAAGAUCUGAUUUUACAAUGAGGCACUUCACAUUUUCAACUUGGUAACAUAAUUGGGUAAACAUGUUGCAAUAAGGAAACAGUGAGUUCUCCCUCACAGCCUUGUGUGCAGAAAUUGCUGCGUGCCAAGCAGUAGGUGUAAUACCUUAAGUCCUUAACUUUUGGUGUUAUGUAAACAAAGAUGCUUUUUCUCUUCAAGCAAAGACAGAGAAACAGCUUUGUUACACAGACAGCGUGUGUGUAACAAUGCGGAUGGCUGGGAGUCGGUGUGCGAAAGAGGCAUUAAAAAACUAUUGCCAGAAAAGUUGUGAUGUGGUUAUUUGGCUCCUUGGCUGCUGUGUGGUUCGUGCUCUUUUUAUUUUUUAGUGUGGAUCAAAUCUUUGGAGAAUUUUUUUUCUUCCCUGUAACAGUCUGAAUAUCUUUCUGACCUCAUUCAAAGUGCAUUGAAAAGCUUCCCCCUGAACCGCAUGCCUCCUGCUACCUAGUUUGUUGCAGAAUCUCACAUCAAUGUAUUGAACUAAUGAAACUUCAGGAGAACUCACCCAUAUCAACCUGUUUUCUCUCCCCCGCAAAAUUCUGACAAGUCUCAUUUCUUUUUCUUUCAUGCUCUGCUUCCUCCAGAGCCAAUCCCAUGACUCCUGAAUCUUGCUGUUGUGGAAAUAAAAAAUUCAUUCUUUCCCCUCACCUAGUAAACAGCUAAAUACACCAGCUGGCUAAUAAGAGAGAAAGAAAAAAAACAACAACAAACAAGACACUGCAAGCAGAGAGAGAAAAAAAAGAAAGAAAAAGCAUGAGGAAAAUGUGAAAGGCUUAUGAAAGAGAUACAGUUCAACGUGAUGUUUGGACAUGAAGGUGUGAGACGUAGAUUGCACCUGCAAAUGUAACACAUUAUUCUGUGUGACAGUUUUCAGAUGCAUUCAGCACUGUGUGAAGGGAGGUUUUACUGUAACGCCAGCAUCUUAUUUUGAAGAGUAAAGCUCUGCAAAAUAAAUUCACAACCACUUUUGCUGUCAGUGCCAGUAGUCUGACAGAGCAAAAACAGAAAAACAGACCUGAUCAACAGAGAAUGUUUCCAAAAUAUAUUUCAAGGUGUUUUGAAAGCUCACGUACAAAACUAAUGUUUGUCAGGGGUGUGAAGACUGUUUCCAACUGAGGAGGCCAAACUCCUGAAAAAAAAUGGUUCAAAGUAUGUGUGCUUGAAUACCAGACGCUAGCAUUUAUUUACCCUUUUAACGCCCACUAAUCUCAUUUACUGAACUGAAUUUCACCUCAAAUUGGUAUAGCUAAAUGGACCCAUACAGAAAUAUAUAUAUAUGACAUAAUAAUAAUAAUAAUAUAUGACAUACAUGACAAUAGCCAUGUUUACAUGGGCAAAACUUCUUGAUCUGAUUGAAAAUUUGAGGGAUUGGAAAAUCUGAAUCCGCUGUAUAUAUGGGUGCAAAAUCAAAUAACCCAUUCAUAAUGUGUGUAUACCAAGCUUUAUUCAGAUUGGGAGCUUUUGGACAUACGCAGAGUAGUCUGGUUUCGCUAAAACACACACAGAGGAGGAGUUGUAUUUACACCUGUGCUGUCAACAAACCAACAAACGCGGUAGUGGCUCACUCCAUUCAAUUCAGGAUUUUUCCCAUUGUUAAAUGUUGUCACUAGAUGGCGUAUUUUAUUGUUCUGUCAAAGGUUGCACUGUGCGUGCAGAUGUGACAUCAUUACGCUGUAUGUACGCCUUAUUAUGUUACUGGAGGAGCAUGCGCAGCAACUGUGGUUGUGUUUUAUGCCAGAGUGUUAAUAAUGAAACCUCCCGUUCUGGCCUCAAUAAAUAAACCAAAGGCUAAAUAGUGAAGAUCGAGUCAGAUAAGACAGUCACGAUUGGAAUAAGUGUAUACAUGGACGCGUUUCGGAAUAAUGAUCAGCAUAAACCACCCCUCUUGAUCCAAAUACAGUUUCUUGCUGAUUAAGCUGAAUUGGAUCAGAAUCUUCCGAUCAGCAUGUUUACAUGAUGCUUUUUUAUUCCGAUUGAGCCUGUAUUCCGAAUAUUUGUGCCCAUGUAAACACAGCCGAUGUAUCAGGAGUAAUCUUACCAUAUAUGUUACACAUAAUGGCAUAUACACUCAUCAGCCACUUUACUGGGUACACCUGUUCAUUUACUUGUCAACACAAACAGCUAGUGGCAGCCUCUCAAUGUAUUUAGGCAUGUAGACCACUUGUUGAAGUUCAAACCAAACAUCAGAAUGGAGAAGAAAGACAAGCGGGUCUGAGUAUUUUAGAAACUAUUGAUCCUCUGGGAUCUUCACACACAACCAUCUCUAAGGUUCAUAGAGAAUGGUCUGAAAAAGAGAAAAUAUCCAGUGUGCAGCAACUGAGUGGAUGAAAAUUCCUUGUUGAUGUUAGAGUUCAGAGGAGAAUAGGUGGACUGUUUUGAGAUGACAGAAAGGCAACAGUAAGCCAAAUAACCAUUUGUUCCAACCAGGGUAUGAAAAAUAUCAUCUUCUGGAUGCACAACUGUCGAACCUUGAAGAAGAUGGGCUACAGCAGCAGAAGAAGACCACACUGGGUGUGACUCCUGUCAGCUAACAACAGGAAACUGAGGCUCCAAUCCAGACAGGCUCAUCAAUAUUGGACAAACUUUGCCUGGUGUGAUGAGUCUUGACUUCAGCUGAGACAUUCAGAAAGUUGGGUCAGAAUUUGGUGAAAACAGCAUGAAAGCAUGGAACCAACCUGUCUCCAGUUUAGGCUGCUGCUGGUGGUGUAAUGCUGUGGGGGAUAAUUUUUUGGUCCCCUUAGUACCAACUGAGCAUCGUUUAAAUACAAUCCUUCUGGAUCAGCAAAUGGAUAAUUAAGUGAGAUACUAAGAGGCUGCAGAUUCUCCACAGAAGCUGAAUUUAGUGAUUUUUUUCCCCCAACUGAAUUCAAAACCUUGCUUAAAAUACAUCAAGGUCGUGUUGUAAACAGCUCUGAGUACCAUUUUUGGAACAGUUCAGAAACAUUUACACAACACAUUUCAGUGAAUGUAAUGUAGUUAUUUGACAAGUAAUCUUACCAUGCAACAAGAGUUAAGAAGAAAAUAAAAUAUCUAAAAAAAACAUAAAAAGUCCACCAAGUAUAAUGGGCAUAAGGCAUCUAUGUCUCUUGUUUUGUUGUGUGAUGCCUGCAUACUGCAUUAGAUUGAGUCCUUGAAUGUUCUUGAUGACGUCUACAUGUUUUUUGUAGUUUGGCUAUACGAGCAGAGAACAACAGCAUGCAUGAAAAAAGAGAGAAAUGCAGAUUGGCACCAGCCCACAUUGCUUGCUAUGAGUUACCUUUAGCAUCCUUUACUAAUGCCUGCAACCCAAGAAAGACACCUUCAUAACCGCGGUAACUCCUGGCCAAUCAGAGCAUUCAUUUAUUUCACAGUUAAUUGACUGCACAUUCUCCGGGGAGUAAAAUUAAAAUUAAAAUUAAUUAAUCUUUCAUGCCUCUUCCUGAUUAAAUGAUUGAGAGAUCAUUAAUAAGGGAGAAGACAAAUUGGCAGAUAGUGUUAAUAGGAAAUAAAGAGGUCCUUUCAGUCAUGUUGUGCUGGCACAUGGACAUAUUUCAGUGGCCAGGACUGUCGUAACAAUGCCAUUCCAUGUUGAAAAUGAGCCUUCACAUCCAGAUUGUUGUUGUGUUUUCUUCUAUUCGGCUGCAUCCAUUCAGUGUGGUCUUGAAAUGCUUGAUGUACCAUUUGACAGAACAGCCAGUAGACAUGUAAGAGCAUAAUUUGCUCAUCAUAAUGGACAAAUAGGGGGCACGCCAGCUUCAAUCUCUGUCAUCUGGUGUGUGAUGGUUACUCUGUUCUGGGGGUCAUUUGGCGCACAAGAACAUUAAAAGGGACAUGAGAGGAAAUGCAUUUUAUGUGCGGUGUAUGUUCUAAAAAUUCUUCAAAUGCUCUCAUAAUGGCCUGCCAAACACUUCAACUACAUCCUGCAAUUUGAUUUCUAUAAGCAGCUGCUCAGUUGUUUGUGUUGAUGUUAGACAGAAGCAUCUUUUGUUUUUCUUCUUUUCCUAUCUCGUCCGAUCACACAAGUGACAGUGGUUAGAAAGAUAAUUUUACCCCCCAAUACUUUUCCUGUCAACAUUAAUUCAAAGUGCAGAGCAAUCCAGUAAAUCUUGACAUUAGAGUAAGAGCAGCACUCUUUCUUCCAGCUUUUAACCAAUUUCAGUCCACUGACAGAAACGGCUUUAACAAGGUUAUGAUGAGUGUACAGUUGAGUAUCCCGCUGAGGACACUUCACCUUCCCCCUCACGCUGCGUCCAACUCAUAGUCAUAUACUGGUGUUGUCUGCCGGCUCUUGCUGACAUUAACAAGAUAUGCCUUUCAAAUAUCAUGGCCUUUGGGACUGGGUCAGAGGAACUAUUUAUAGAAGGCCAGGACUUCAUGUUAGUUUGGCUUGCUGUGGCGAUAACUGAGAAUAGAGUUGGUUUAAAGAGCUCUGCUACAGCUGAUUUUGUGUCAGUUACUGCUGCGGGCACAUGAACAGAUGUGGUCCGCACAGACUCUGGAUCACUGGCUCAUACACUGCUUACAGUCCUUGAGGAGUAAUACACUGGCAUGGAAAUAUUAUAUGCUGCAGUCAGGCUGAUGGACUUUAAAGCAGGCUGGUGUUCAAGGCCUAAUCGAAUUUCUGCAUGACAAAGACUACAAAAUCAAAUGGAGAAAAACUCGCAAUCCCCCCCCCACCCCUAUGGUGUGGUAACGAGCGGAUUUUGCAGUGUUCUGCUUUUUUAGUCGCAGCAAAAGACAUUAAAAGGAAUGUCAUAUACUGUUAGCAUCUGUUAGCUAAGGCUCUCCUGCCAGCUAUGUGAGAGUAAACAAGUUAGCCACUGUAGCUGCCAGAUAUUAUCACCACAAGCAUGUGUUUAUCCUACAUAUCAGGCAAUGCUUUGCUAAGGCCAGCAGCAGACUAUGUUAUGUAAUGUAAAAAGAACAUUUUUAGAAUUUUUUGACAGGUUAGUGUUAUUAUUUAAAUCACAAAAAUGCCAGACUACUUAAAUCAUUGUCGGGUGUGUCGCAUUCAGUUAAAAUAAAAACAAAAAUGACAGUGGAAACUCAUUUUAGUUUGUAAGGAUAAGCUGUUAAUGCAAUAAUUUUCCACCCAAGAUGCAAUACCACUCUGCCGGUCUCCUGCAUGUGAACUUAUUGCUUCAUUUCUGUGUAUAACAUCAUUGAAAAACUCCAGCCUCUCUCUCUGACAGACACCCCACCCUUUCCCUUAUAUAUCCAAUCAGCUCCACCCUCCUCUUAAUAUUAAUAGCCUUGCCUUUAAAUCCCUGAACCUGAGCCUGUGGUGUGGGCGCCUCUCUCGCUGUGUGUCCGGUCUUACCUGCUGUCUGACUGUUUACAUCCUCUCAGAGCUUCUGUUAGUUUUGUCAACAUGUCUAAACCACUGUCCGACCACGAUAGGAAGAAACAGAUCUCGGUGAGAGGCCUCGCAGGUGUAGAGAACGUCGCAGAACUGAAGCAAGACUUCAACAGGCAUCUCCACUUUACGUUGGUCAAGGACAGAAAUGUGGCCACCAAGAGGGAUUACUACUUUGCUCUGGCUCACACCGUGCGGGAACACUUGAUUGGCAGGUGGAUCCGGACCCAGCAACACUACUACGAGAAAGAUCCAAAAGUAAGUACAAGACAGGACAACAAAUUAAGUCAAUGUCUGAAUUAAAAUGCAGUUAUCGUCUUGGCAAAAACGGCAUAACAAAUGUUUCUUAUUUAUUCAUCAGAUGCAAAUAUGCUGCAUUGACUUGUCCACUACUGCAUAUAGUGGACACGGCUUUGGCAACAUGCUGUGCAAGAAACCUAAAUCUUGCACUUUUCCGUGGGAUAACUCUGCUGCUUCUACGAAUUGCAAACAUUUCUUUAAAAACAACUACUCCUUUCCACAACAGCAAGGUCUUUAUAUUCCCCAGCUGUACUUUCCAUAGCCUCAUGUCAGUGUAAUGCCAAGUCUUGACAUUUAAACUUCAGCGGGCUCUUCUUAGCACUCUGCUGGUAUGCUGCCUUUCUUACAGUGUGUUGAAACAUUACACCACUCCAUGACCUUCUGUUCCCAUCCUGUCUGACCAUAAAGCACACAGCCUUUUACUUGUGUCAUAUGAGCACAUGCCUCCAAGGACAUGCGAGUGCAUGUACAAGUCACAUAGUCUGAAAAAAAGAAAAAAACCUCAGCACAUGCAGUGUUACCUAGCAAUACCCAUAGAUAGAUUGAACAACAGGAGGCUAGUGUCACAAUUGCAAACCACACCAUAUCAUCGCUUGGAAAUGUCACAAAUCUGCAUGAAAUUGAAACCUAUGGUUCAGAGGUGAAACUCAUCCAAGAUUGCUUUCACUGUGCAGGAAAACAACCUAUUCAUGAUCAUAAACAGCUUAUACAAAUAAGGAUUCAAACUGAAGAACACCUGCACAUCUUAGCCAGAUUCUUGAUCUGCAGUUUAGAGAUGAUCCCCACAUCUAUUUAUCUCAGAAGGCAGACAACAUUUUACAUGUAAUAUUUAGAUAGUUGUUUGAAACUGUUUCAUGACAUGUUUAUAAGCUCUGCACUCCAAGUCAGAAACUAUUCCCCUGACUGAGUAACCCUGUUCUGGUACCCCAGACUGAAAGGUCAUAGGUCAAAGCCUCAAAGUUUGGCACAGAAACACGACAUUUAAUCCCAGUCUGCAGUUUUAAUGAUGCAUGCAAUCACAUUACAGUUACACAUUUUAUUGCAUUUCUUAUGCACAAGACUGUAAAAAAUAGAUCAGCAUGAUGAACAGAGAAAAAAAAAGGAUUGAAGUCUGAUCGGAUUUGGAUCAUAAAGUGAUAAAUAAUUCACCUGAUUCUGUUAGCUACUCUGUUACAUGGCUCUGUCUGUCAUAAUCAUCAUGACUCCCCUUGAUCCACCUCUCUUAUUUGAGACUUGAACCCCACAAUGAAAGGGUAUCGGGCUCAGGCUGACCUUUAUAGCGACCUCUACAGGAGUUAUUUUUGCACAGACAAAAAUGUUGGUGUUACAUAACGCCCAGAGCAAUCUGUCCCCCAGCCCCUCGUCUCUAUUCUACUCCUCCCCUUCGCCUCUCCACCUCCGAAUCGGUCUGCCCCUGCAUGUCGGAGCAAAAAAGAAACAACUAAAUGGCAAAGGCUAAACACAGGCUCAGGUGGCACAUCUCUAUGCAGGCCCUACCAGGACACUACAUCAUCUAACUCAACGAUUUCUUUGACAGUCUGGGUAGCAUUUCCGUGAUAUAUUCGGUGUCAGAUUUCAUUGCUUUUCGGAGAACCAGCCCAUAACUAUGCCUACGAAAUAACCUUAAAAUAUUUCAACAGCAUCUCCAUGAUCACUUUGUCUGAUAUUGAUUCCUCACUUUCUUCCCUCUCUGCAGCGAGUUUACUACAUCUCCCUUGAGUUCUACAUGGGCCGUACCCUCCAGAACACCAUGGUCAACCUGGCGUUGGAGAACGCCUGUGAUGAGGCCACAUACCAGGUCAGGAGAAAAAAGGCCUCAUCUAUGUGUUCACAAUUUCUUCCUUCAAACAGACUCUCUAAGUCUGUUUUAUGUUCUGUUGUUGUCUUUAGUUGGGUCUGGAUAUGGAGGAACUUGAGGACAUGGAGGAGGAUGCAGGUUUGGGAAACGGUGGCUUAGGUCGCCUUGCUGGUAAGCAACCUUACACCCUUCAUAUCUGAUUUAUUCAAGGUUAUAUACACUCCUGUUGGCUGACUUUAAUAAUGCAUAAUCUCAUGCAAGAGCAAGUCCAAGGUUCAUCUGCUUUUUUCUAUCUGGUUUUCAGCCUGUUUCCUGGACUCCAUGGCCUCACUGGGUCUGGCUGCAUACGGCUACGGUAUCCGUUAUGAAUUUGGUAUCUUCAAUCAGAAAAUCGUCAACGGCUGGCAGGUUAAAAUAAUCCACUCCUCCUUUGUGCUCUAAAAAAAACCUGCACAAUCUUGCUCCAGUGCUGCUCGAGCAGCUGCUCAUGUUUCUUUUCCACCUUAAAUCACCUUCUGAGUUUCCUUUAUCAUUAUUUUACUCCGAUGUUCCUUGUCAUUUUCUGUGCCUGGCAGAGCUUAGAAGCCACUCAGCAGCAUAAUGAGGGCUUUUUCCCUUCAGUAUAAAUGUGUGUCAUUACCCAGGUUGAGGAGGCCGAUGAUUGGCUGCGCUUUGGCAACCCUUGGGAGAAGGCUCGUCCUGAGUAUAUGCGCCCCGUGCAUUUCUAUGGCAGGACGGAGCAUCACCCCGACGGUGUCAAAUGGGUCGACACUCAGGUGAAAAUAUGGUUUCAAGAAAAUUAUCAUUAUUAGAGUGAGGUAGAUUAAAUAUCUAUCCAUGCCAUUUCUUAAUCCUUGUCUGUGUUGAUUCUGGCAGGUGGUGCUGGCUCUGCCAUAUGACACCCCCAUCCCUGGCUACAGAAACAACAUUGUCAACACCAUGAGGCUUUGGUCUGCCAAGGCGCCCUGCGAGUUUAACCUUAAAGACUGUAUGUGUCCAGUAAAGAUCAAACAUUUGAGUCAUGUAGUAGCUUCAAAUAAGAAUUAAUAGAAGGAGUUUGUGUUUUUUUUUUAAAUCUCUACAGUCAAUGUUGGUGGCUAUAUUCAGGCUGUGCUGGACAGGAACUUGGCUGAGAACAUCUCCCGUGUGCUGUAUCCCAAUGACAAUGUAAGAAACAUGAAUACAUUAUCUUAUACAAAGGCCAUGCAUGUGUAAACUUGGAUUAGAGGAAAGUGCUGAAGGUGGAUCAGUAUAGGGGCUGUGUGCUGGACCGUAUGGCUCCUGUAUGUCCUGAGGGUUUAUCUUAAUUCAGCAAAGAGACAGAUUUCCAUAAUUUGGACCCAAGCCUGUGUCCUUUGUCAUCAGCUGGAGCCACUGUGUGCUCUUUCAGCUUCCGUUAAAGCUCUUUUAUAGCUGACGUGAAGACUGACCACUGUGGAAUAACUCCCUGAAGGCUCAAGGAGGAGGAUUUAGGAGAUAACCAUCGAGCUGGAGCGAUUACUCAUGUCAGGUGUGGUAAUUUAUGUGAGCGCAGACACAUAGCUGGACCAGAUAUUCAAAGGUGGUCGAAAUACAGUUCACUAACACUUGUGUAUUUAUAGGGUGUCACAGCCACUUAUUCUAACUGGUUGCCAAGUUUUUCAAAAUAUAGUUGACCGGUAGUGCACAAAGAAAACUUCAUUCUGCGAUGCAAACAUCUCAUGCAUUUCAUAAUGAGAUGUCACAUUAUUUUAAAUCACAUUUUAUCCUUAUACAAAGAAAAAAUACAGCCUGGCCUCUCUAAACAAAACCCUCCUUUCGCCACAUGUCAGAGCCAAGGUCACCCCCUUCCCUGUGGUAUUCCCUAUCUAAGUGGUUGACAGUUACCCAAAGCAUUGACUAGAGGAUCUAGGAGUCAACUUGUCAAGUAGUUGGUUAAAUUCCUGAUGUGCAAGGGAAUUAUCACAGGGGGAGCAAGUGGGCCUUUAUUGUUUAUUUAAGUUACUUGUUACAAAAAAUGUUUAAAAAGCUAUGAUAAAUAAUAUAAAUACAUUAAAAUGAAAUUAACUACCCAUAGACUGUAUAGACUAUGGACAACUUGGUUCCGCCUUCCGCCACUAUGCUGAUUUGAAGCCGAAAAGCUCUCGGUAAUUCUGUGUUUUUUCUCCACUUCCUGAAACCAACAUUGCACAGUAGCGUUGUACGCAUUCGGCAGGAGAGUCGCCGAGAGUCGCUGUGAUGACGCUCAGCUCAAACAGCGUAUUCCCUGGGUGAGCUACGUAAUCUCCCAACGCUCAUAGGCUGUAUCGAGUGUCAAUCAUAGAAAACAUGAACCCCCUAAUAACUUUUAAAAAUGGAGCUGUACAGAAAAAAACGACGAGCACAAACCAGUCUUACAAUAACUACAUGUCAACAUCGCAAGCAGGGGAGAGAGAAAUGUAUAUUCUGUGUAAUAAAUUUCUUAAGUUUGUCCACAGUCCCGUAAGGACGGCUGGCGGAGGCGGGAUUUAUGACCUAUACUGCAGCCCGUCACCAGAGGGUGCUGUUCUAAGGUUGGCUUCACCCAGCGAGGAGGCAGACAAUGUCCAUUCUAUAUACAGUCUAUGGAACUACCCCAGAUAUCCAGCUAAUUGGAUUGCAUGUAACAUAAUGCAUCAAUACAUUACUAUAGAUUUCAACAGUUGCAUAUAUAGAUUUUGUAACAUCAUCCAAAAAACAAUAAACCCAAUUAUGAGUCACCAAAAGUCAAUAAAGUCAGGUUGAAUCAGCAUUUCUAAUAUGGCUUCAAAACCUCUAAUGACUCAAGUCUCCGAGACUACAUCCAUGUGUUAUACAGCCUACAGCUCAUGAUGCUAAUGGACUGAUGCAGAUUUGUCAGACGGUCCUCUCCUUCAUUUUGUUUCAUGACUCGACUCUUCGUUAGCAGCAAGCAUCCUGAACUCUAAAUGAAUUGUCUGUGAUUGAAGGAAGACGGGAUUGAAUUCCCUUGGUCAUCAUCAGUAGCAAAAGCAAUGCCAUCCAUAAUCAGCUGAUUACCACAAACUCAAUAUAAACCCAGUUGAUUUGAUGCAUUGGUGCUAACUCAGAAACAAUUCCCUAAGUUGAAACGAGGAAAGUGCUUAAGUAUUAUGUGCUUGUUUAGUGUAAUGCGACAGCUGGGGUCAAACGUAAACAGAGCAUGAUCAUGUGAAUAAACCAAUUGUGUGUUCAGAGGCUGAAUUCUCCAGUCUUAAACAUUAGGAAUAAUUGUUGGCUGUACUUCAUGUAGAGGUGCAGCAGCUGUGCCAAUUCUCUUUUUGUAUAUAUUUUUUUUCCAGUAAUUACAAUGUUAAGGUAUAAUUUCUCUGAGUGGAUAACCGCUAUGUAAUGCAAAGGCCAUGUUUAAAGAAUAAAAGAAACUAUUCAUGUUUGCCAUCAGAUCAGACUCAGUCAAAUAUGGUUUUUCUUCACAGUUCUUUGAAGGGAAGGAGCUCCGUCUGAAGCAGGAAUACUUUGUGGUAUCUGCCACCCUGCAAGACAUCAUCCGCCGCUUCAAGGUCUCUAAGUUUGGCUCCAGGGAGAUCUCUCGUACAGACUUCAGCAAACUGCCUGACAAGGUGAGGCAAAAAAUCUCAACAAAAUAGUUCCUGUCAAAAAUGAAAAGAUUUCCCUCCAAUGUUCUCCUAUGUUGCUGUGGUUAAAUUGCCUUUGUCGUUGUGUUGAACAGGUUGUGGGUGGUUUUCAGUGUAUUGUAUGAGAAUAGUUGAAGUGAACGGGCUCUACAGAGCGCUUUAUGGUGUGUUGUGACUCUGUGGUGACAUUAAAUAUUGUUCUGCAUGUUCAGGUUGCCAUCCAGCUGAAUGACACUCACCCAGCCAUGGCUAUUCCUGAGCUGAUGAGGGUCCUGGUUGAUGAGGAGAAACUUGAGUGGGAUAAGGUAAGAGGAAAAAAAAAAAAAAGAGGCGGUUCCUGUUUUGAUCUUUAAGUCUUAAUCUUCUUUUAAAAUCCAGAUUGGAUUUCAUUGAAUGGUUUAAUAUGAUUUUGACUAUCUGGCAAGAAAUUAAUAUCCCAUUUCAUAGACAAAAGUAAUAGAGCACAGAAGAUGCAUUGUUUUGAUGAUUACAAAAGCUCAUAUUUCCUCAUUUAUUGCAUGAUAGAAUAUUCAUGUUUUAUGCAUCCCCUGUUUUUUAGGCCUGGGACAUCUGUGUGCGCACCUGUGCCUACACCAAUCACACUGUUCUUCCUGAAGCUCUGGAGCGCUGGCCAGUCGAACUGUUUGCUCAUCUGCUGCCACGUCACCUGGAAAUUGUCUAUGAGAUCAACCGUCGCCACCUGGAGGUCAGUGCCGCACAUUGCAACGCUUUAACACUUCCAUGUUAUGUUGCCUACAAUAAACACCUUUUUAAUGAAAAGCAAAAGAAGCACUCUCAGGAUGAAAAAACAGUGGACUGAAAACAUCUCAGCCUUGAGUGUCUCUCUCAGCUCUUUUUCACGUAUUCAUGACCAAAGAAAUUGUUAACAUUUUCACUAUCUGUAAACACCUUCUUGAAAUGGUACAAUGAGGGAUGUAAUUUCGUUGCAAUCCUUUCUUAGUUUGUCCCUGAUUGAAGGAGCAGCAAUUAUCGAAAUAAAUAAAGGGAGAACAAAUGAUUUAAAAAAAAAAAAAAACAAUAAAUAAAUCAAAAUAAGCUCAACAGCUUAACUGUUAUUGAACUAAACAAUUAGGUCUGGAUUGUAUGAGAGUAUAAAGAAAGAAGAAAGACUAUGAUUUCAGUCUGCUGGUAUUCCCGUCUGCAAUGAGUUGCAGUCUGUUAUAAAGGACUGAUGUUUUUCUUUUUUUUUUGUUCUGAAGAACUUCUCUAACUAACCCCUGAGCUCCCCCUUAUCUUUCACAGUUUAAGGGAAACACGACAUCCUGAAGUUACUGUGAGAUACAGAGCGCUUAAUUAGAUUUCUGGAAGAGGAGAGUCGACAUCUGCUAAUAAGAAAGCUUGAAUGUCUCACUUUCUAAAAGUGAAAAUAUUAUAUUUCUGAGGAGGACUAGGGGUCGCUAAAUAAUGAAGUAAAACGGCAGUUUUUGCAUAUUAAUCCUUAAAAAAUUAAAGAUAUUAAUAAUGGUUUUGGAUAAACUUUCAAACAAUCUCUAACAGAAAUUCAACAACUUUGAGUAUGAAUGGACCAUUUGAUUUCUGUUGCUUUGAGAUGAAGUGAAUCUGACACACCUGUCCUCCUUGCAACAAUCUUAGAGAAAUUAGCUCAGUCCAGGACUUGGAACUGUACGAGUCCAAACUGAGCGCAGAGAAAGCCUGUGUAGGUCCUUUUUCAGCCCUCUGCCAAACCUCCUCUUGUACAUGUGUUGCUCUACUCUCACUUCCAGACCCGUUUUGGUCAUGGGCCAUCAAUCAAGUAACUAAAGCCAACCAUAGAUCUUCAAGAUCAGCGACCUCUGUCUUUGGUUUAUCUCCAGGACUUCUUCCAUGCUUCCUUAAGAGGGCAUAUAGGGAGAUUUAGGGAAGUAGGAAACCGCCGGAUUUAAAAAUCACAGAAUAGGUGAGUUGCGAGAAGCCCGAAUUCCCCUGAAAAUCUCUGCAUAGCUGUAAAGACGUCAUCUCUGUGAGGAUCUUAAAGGCACUUUAUGCCUUUGAUGUCCCAAUGCCAAAAAAAGUAGCAUCUGAAUGUGAUGGGGGAAAUAAACGGUUCUUCACGAAAGAUGUUUGGAGGACACUGACAGGAAUUUGAAGUGGCGCCUAAAAUGAAAGCAGAUCUGAAGGGCGGAUCUUGUCAGUGAAGCUAGAGGGGUUGAGCGGGAGAGAAGAUGUAAGCAGAGCUUGGAGAGAAGAUAAACAGUAAGACUGCGCUUCUGAUUCACACCAUGAAGAUCUGAGCCAGAAAGUUUUCUCAUGAAUGUGCACUGACCAGAAAUACAGCUGAAACUACGAGGAGCUUGAUUAAGACUUUUUGCAAAAGUGAUUUAUGUGAUCCGUGGGAGUCUUUUUAAUCUAUGAGAACAUUCAAACCUAAUUUUUAAUACCUUUGAAGAAUGACUCUGGUGGGAGAAGUGGAGUACAAUGAAACAGAAGAGCUGUCAGUCGAACUUUCACUUUCACUGUUAUUUUAACAAAGCUUGACAGCUUUUAAUUAUUCGUCUCAGGAAUAAAUGCCAAAAUUUAUGGAGCUAGACAUUAAGUGGAAAACUGACAUAAAGACUUCAAAUUUCUUAAAAUACCAAAGCACUAACUGUAAAAAUCCUAAUUUUGCUGCAAGACUGAGGCAAGACACCAAAAGGAGGCGACACACAGACUCGGCAGCCAAAAGCAUUGUAUUGAAUUUCAAUCAAUAAUGUGACUUUUAAGCAAAGUAGGCACUUCACAGGCGUAAAGCAAUGAGUAAGUACAAUGUGAUGUGCGGUGGUGGGUGCAAGAGACAAAAUAAUGAAAAAAGACUGAGUUGGUUACAGAGAGCUGAGAGAGUGUGUGAGUCAGGGAGAUUUUGGAACAGAAAAUCCUGCGCCUGUAUGAAGCACGGCCCAAAUAUCCAGGUAUGAUUAAAUGACCCUCCUCAGGCCAACCAUUAACAGAUUCCCAUUAUCUGUUAAACAACCAGGCGGCCACAAUGACUGUGUGUGCCCAUCGAGAGAAAACAAAUUUAGGUGCAAAUACAUUUGCUCCUAUUCAUUGCUCCCAUUCUGCAGAUGAGGGACAAAGCUUUAGUGUCCGUCUUUUAACACUUUUUGUUUUACACUAAUUGAGACCUAGUCAUCAAUAUCCUAAAUUAAAACAACCCUGUGAAAGCUGAUUGGACCAAAAAGAAUUCAAUGUAUCCCAACAAAUAACCAGCAAUCCUGGGUGAAUGAUUAGGAAAGUUAGUCAUGUGUAAAAGUCUGAGUGAUGAAAAAGUAGAAGAACAAAAUGUUAAUCAUGAUUUUUCAUCAGAAUUAACUCUGACUGACCUAACCAAAAAUGUUUUGAACAGUCUUCAAAGGUUGAGCUCAUAAAGGCGUGGGCUAUGAUACACUCUGUCUCACUUCUCCAGGUGUGAAGUGAUGAUAAUUGCAUCAUCAAAAUUGCUGUUGUUAGUCAUUUGGCACUGCUAAAAACUUGUGUGGACCAACUUUAAAAGUGGGGUGUGUAACUCUGAACUAUUACAUUAUUCUGUCAAUCGACUGUCUUUUUUAUCUGCUCUUUUUAUGUGUCUGAAAUAAAAACUCUGUUGUAUCAAGCCCUGGCUGGGUAGAGGCAGAGGCUUGACCUCUCAACUAGACCUCUUACGUUUACAGACAUUGAGCCAAAUCAUGCAGAAUGUUAGCUUUGCAGCUAAUCUACAAACUAGCCAAAAUUGCAUUAUCUACUGUGUUAUUGUUUUUUAUGGCUUUGUGUCAUACCUGUUCUUAAAAAGCUUUUGUAAGGUUUUUCUUUACUUGAUGAGCUAAAAUGGGUUAAAAUAGGCGAGGGUGACCAUAUUCUGACUUCCCAAAAAGAGGGCAUGACUACGCGCGGGCAAAGUCACGGGGUCGCACUAAGUUAAUCUUGAGAGUUUUUCAGGUCAGAACAACCCAAAAUCGAAACUCUCGUACAAAACCGCGGACAUUUGAUUGAUUUUAUAAACUUCCCCGGACAAAGCCAGACAACCCCCCAAAAAGAGGACAUGUCUGAGUAAAAGAGGACGUAUGGUCACCCUAAAAUAGGCAUCUUAAAAACCCAUUGUAAAUGUACUGCAUGUCUUUGUUCUUUUUUGCAGAGAGUUGCUGCAAAGUUCCCCGGUGAUCAUGAUCGUCUGCGCCGCAUGUCUCUCAUUGAGGAAGGCGGACAGAAGAGGAUCAACAUGGCUCAUUUGUGCAUUGUGGGUGCUCAUGCUGUCAACGGCGUGGCCCAGAUCCACUCUGACAUCCUCAAAGCCACAGUGUAUGUGCUCAGAAUACACACUAAUUAGUCUGUGAUGCUGUAGACACAUUUCCUCAUCUUUCAAACAAAAAAUUUGAGCUCUGACCAACCAACUGGUCUAGAGGCAGGAAAACACUUGAAAACACUGUCAAAAUUAAGCACAGCCUUCAUAUCCUUCUUCUGGCAUUUUUUCACCAUUGUUAGAUAGUUAUGCUAAAGAGCGAGACAAGAAAAAGUAGAGAGUGGAGAGUCGGACUGGCAACUACUUCAAAGAGAGCUAAAGCUUUUGUAUGUGGGACGAGGACUUUAACUUCUAGGGCAAUAAGGGUUUGAUGGUUUGCUUAUUCUUUUAACCCUAUUUUUGAUUAGGAAUACUUUACCCAAACGGCAAUGUAUCAAAUGUUAAAAUGAAACUUGUAUCAUGUCAUGAAAUAUAUUACCAAAUUUUCUAUUUGAUGCCAGCAACACAUUUUCAAAAAAAUGCCGCAAAAAAAUACAAACAAACCCUGAAACAGUUUGGUGCUAAAAAUGCUAAUGCUUGCUGUCAGUAUACCUCUAAAAGCUAGAAUCUGUGAUGGUCUGGGACUGACUAAGUGUCCAUGACGUGGCUCUAUUAAAACUGAACAGCACAGGUUUGGUUCAGGAAUCACUUUCUGCAGUGAAUACAGUAGCAUGGCUCUGUAGUAAAAGAGUCUGGGUGCUUAAUUAGCCCGCCUGUAGCCCUGACUUGACACCCAUGUCAACAUUUGGUGUAUCAUAGAAAACAUAGCCUACAACAAAGAAGACCCUGAAGUUUUUCACAGCUAAAUCCAAAAAUGGGACAUUUCACUGGUGUACCGCAUGACCGAAUGUACCACAUUACAUACUAAUCAUGGUUGACUUCAAUCUGUGUUGUCUACUGAAUGUUGUCUGUUUCAUAAAUCUCCAGGCAUCAUGGUUUCAAGGCUGUUUUCAUAUUUGUGAUGCUACUGUCUGUCUGCAGUUUCAAGGACUUCUAUGAAAUGGAGCCACAUAAAUUCCAAAACAAGACCAACGGCAUCACUCCACGCCGCUGGCUGGUUAUGUGCAACCCUGGGCUGGCUGAGGUCAUCGCCGAGGUCAGCAGCGUUUCACACACACAAACAGGCGCACAAACAUACCCAACAAAUAAAAUUGGAAGCUGAAAAAUCCUUUCAACAUUUUCUCACUUUCUUUUUCUAGAGAAUUGGAGAGGACUUCAUCCGUGACUUGGACCAGCUGCGAAGUCUCACCGAGUUAGUGAACGAUGAAGCUUUCAUUCGUGAUAUUGCCAAAGUGAAGCAGGUAAUUACAGUGUUGUAUCCCUACUUUUCUUGUACCAAUUAAAAGCAUCAUAAUGAAGAUAAGCAGAUACUUGGAAACAGACUUGUUCUUUGCUGUAGUCAGGUAUGCUAAUCCAGGCGGGUGCUGUUUGAAAUCACAAACCCCUGAGGAGAGGUGUCGCACAUUCAACUCUAAGCAAUCUGUACCUCUUAAAGAUAACAAACAGACUGCUUCAUGGUAUACUCGGUUCACAAUCAGGCAGCAGCUCUUUACAAAGAGCCGACCUGCAGAGCUGUUUGUUCCUCUGAGAUCAAUGUCAAAACCUCCACUAAGAGCUUUUCCGGCAGCCUCUGCACUAGCAGCCGACAUCAUUAAAGUCAAGGAAAUUAUUUUCUUUGACACUUGGCUCGUGUUUUUUCUUUCUAAAUGUUUCUUUUUUUCUGCUUUUGAAUAAUAGCUGAGGUUAUUUUCUCCUUUGUAAUAAAGUUGAUAUGUUGAUAACGCAGGAAAACAAGCUGAAGUUUGCUGUGCACCUGGAGGAGCACUACAAGGUGAAAAUCAACCCCAACUCCAUGUUUGACAUUCAAGUCAAGAGAAUCCACGAAUACAAAAGACAGCUGCUCAACUGUCUGCACAUCAUCACAUACUACAACCGUAAGUAUUUGUUUCAAAUAUUCUGCACGCUUUAUGCUUAAAUUCAGAACUUGAAUUCUUAAAAGUGCUCUAAACGCAUCCAAAACAAUAAAAAAACAUCUCUUCAUUUCUCCUUCCAGGCAUCAAGAAGGAGCCCAACAAGCAGUGGACUCCAAGAACUGUCAUGAUUGGAGGGAAGGUUUGUACUAGAGCAGCACGAAGCUGGGCUUUGAUACUCACCCUCACAGUUUUAACUCUCUCAUUUUCUUCUUGCACGCAGGCUGCUCCUGGCUACCAUACUGCCAAGAUGAUUAUCCGUCUGAUCACAGCCAUUGGUGAGGUGGUCAACCAUGAUCCCGUGGUCGGGGACCGCCUCAAAGUCAUCUUCCUGGAGAACUACAGAGUCACACUGGCAGAGAGAGGUGAGUUCUGAAUCACUGACCUCUUCCUGAGCUUUUCUUCCCACCAUUACUACCUCGACUCCGUGCUUGUCAUCUUGAUCGUUCCCUCCCCUGCAGAUGGCCUCACUCCUGAUUUUUUUUUUCUUUAUGCACCACACAAAAUGCUUAUUAAAGCCAUCAACCCUCUCCUGUCAUCUUUCAGCCAUCCCUGCAGCAGACCUGUCAGAGCAGAUCUCCACAGCAGGCACUGAGGCCUCUGGCACCGGCAACAUGAAGUUCAUGCUGAAUGGCGCUCUUACCAUUGGUACCAUGGACGGGGCCAAUGUAGAGAUGGCAGAGGAGGCCGGCGAGGACAACCUCUUCAUCUUCGGCAUGAGGGUGGACGACGUUGAUGCACUUGACAAGAAAGGGUAAGAAGAAAUGCACCUUGACACAUCCACAUAUUUCUCUGCACUUGGUCCCAGUCUUGGAAAACAGUUAUUUGUAAUAUGUAUCAUAGAAUCUGAUAACAUUAGAUAAUCUUAUUUUUAAUCCGGAUGAAAUCUCAAGUAUUAGUCAGUGGAAACUUGAGGACUGGGAGAACUCAGGUCCAAAGAAUAGGGAGAGCUUACAUAGUUAUGACAGGAUCCCACUGAGCAAUAGACGGCUAUUAGAAGUCUAGUUUUUUUAGACCUAAUUUCAAUCGUCUAGAUUCUGUAUAUUUUUAGACAGAAUUUAGAUGUUGCACUUUAACCCAUUAUUCAAUAACUAUUUAUUUAAAAAAGCAAAUGUGAGUUGCAUAACUGAUCUCCAAGUACUUAACCAAAAUAAUUAUAAUAGCCGUUGAGAUCAAAAUGCUCAAUGGGCUGUUAGACCUCUGUUAGCCGGCUGGUCUACAUUUAGACAUGUAAAAAAAAUGUUCAUUUUUAGACCUGUGGUAGCCUGAUUUUAGACCAGUCGUCUGAGCUACAUUUAGACCUCUAUUAGACCUCUUUUAGACCAAAAAUGCUCAGUGGGAUUAAACUUUUUUGAAUAUUCAACUGCUGCCAUUUCUAAAACAAAGUCCACCCAGUGAUUGUUAUUAAAGUGAACAUUGCAUUUCUAUGAGGUUUGAGUUGUGAUCACUUUUAACCCAAAGUGUUUCUUCAACCCAUGCUGACAUGUUCCCCACUGACAGGUGUGGCCUGGUUGGUGCCUCUGAAUAGACUCUGAUUGCUUCAUUCAUUCAUAAAGGGGCCAGUUACCACAGCAACAGACGUGUACUUCUGUAUUUUCUAAUUGUGUGUAUUAUUUAUUUUCCACCUUGCUUAGAUACCAUGCUGAGGAGUACUACAACCGCCUGCCUGAGCUGAAACAGGCUAUUGACCAGAUUGCCGGAGGCUUCUUUAGCCCAAAGCAGCCUGACCUGUUUAAAGAAAUUGUCAACAUGCUGAUGCAUCAUGACAGGUAAAGACACAUCUAACAUCAGCAGCCGGAGGGGCGCGCAGGGGAUCACAUACAAAUAAGAACAUGUGUAAACUUGAACGCUGGCACUACAAAAGAAAAGACAACACAAAACUUGUUGCACAGAUCUACAGCGCUUAACACAUAAACACGGACACAUCUACAUGUGAAUAUGUCUUAGGGACUUUCUUCCUUGAGUUAACUGCAUUUCUCUCUGCACAGAUUUAAGGUCUUUGCUGACUAUGAAGAUUAUAUUAAAUGUCAGGAGAAAGUCAAUGCUCUUUACAAGGUAUGUUCAAUAAAAAGGAAUGGCUCCAUGAAGGUCUUAUAAGCUUUUUAUUACUAUUAAUUAGAAAAGGACUCAGUGCUACAAAACUCAUCAAUUCAUUACCUUGUAACUCACUUGUCAAUUAUUUUCCCACCAGAACCCCAAGGAAUGGACCAAGACGGUGAUCUACAACAUUGCCGGAUGUGGCAAGUUCUCCAGUGACCGCACCAUUUCCCAGUACGCUCGAGAGAUCUGGGGUGUGGAGCCCACGCUGGAGAAACUUCCCGCUCCUGAUGACAAGCACUAAAUUAACUGUCGAAUAGCAGUCUCCAGCUCCUCACUUCAUGAACACCUUAGAAAAAUGGUACACACCACGCCUUGCUAAAGUCCCCUCAAAUUGAAGUCUACAAGGACUGGCAUUAAAUGCUUCCUGCAUGCUCCUUAUGUCUCACACAAACUCUUGGACCCACUAUGAGGACCCUUUUUAUACUAGCAUCUUCACAUUGUGAGGUUACAGAGUGGUGAAAUAAAACUGCAGAAGUCAUCAUCAACACAGAUGCAGGACUGGCUGUUUAUAGCAGCAGCUGCAAAGUGGAUUAAAGGGCUUUGUGGUGGGCUUUUUGAAUCUAACGGUGAUAUUUUUUUAUUCACAUAUACAGUGUUGUAUUUCCACUCAGAUCCAUUCUGAAUAAAAUUUGUUUUAAAAACCCAAA
Messenger RNA from Xyrichtys novacula (pearly razorfish), 30065 nucleotides. NCBI's taxonomy places the organism in Eukaryota, Metazoa, Chordata, Actinopteri, Labriformes, Labridae. The record is from the annotation of a GenBank genome assembly.